GGCAGUUUGGUGGAUCCGCUGCACUGACUCUAACUGUUCCUCGGCAACCGUGACGUCACUUUCCUCACCAAUCGCAGAGAUCGCCGGACUGACGCUCCUCUCGCGAGAGGAUCGCAUUAGCUUGGUUAGUUAGCUAGCCGUGAACAAACUUGACUGGUGUACCCGGCUGUAUUUUUACACUUUAUUCUUUUUAAAAGCACUGAGAGGACUCUGGGCACCUCUGCUGUGAUAUUGUCUCAUCACGCCGGUAGGACAGGAUCGUCUCCGGGCCUUGUGUCUGUACGGUACACGCUGUGACCGAGCUGUGGCAGUGUUGUUCACGUGUCGGUGGAUGUGUUGUCACAGAUCUGUCCUCUCUGCAGGAUCCUGAUGAUGAGUUAUGAUCUGUCCUCUCUGCAGGAUCCCGAGGAUGAGUUAUGCUGAAAAGCCAGAAGACAUCACAAAAGAAGAGUGGAUGGACAAACUGAACAAUGUGCACAUACAGAGGGCGGACAUGAAUCGGCUCAUUAUGAAUUACCUGGUGACAGAGGGAUUCAAAGAAGCUGCGGAGAAGUUUCGUAUGGAGUCUGGCAUCGAGCCGAGCGUGGACCUGGACUCUUUGGAUGAAAGGAUAAAUAUCAGAGAGAUGAUCCUGAAGGGACAGAUACAGGAAGCCAUUGCACUCAUCAACAGCCUCCACCCGGAGCUGCUGGACACCAACCGAUACCUGUACUUCCAUCUGCAGCAGCAACAUUUGAUCGAGUUAAUCCGGCUCAGGGAGACGGAGUCGGCGCUGGAGUUUGCACAGAUGCAGUUGGCGGAGCAGGGCGAGGAGAGCCGCGAGUGUCUGACAGAGAUGGAGAGAACGUUAGCGCUGCUGGCCUUCGAUAACCCAGAGGAGUCGCCCUUUGGAGACCUGCUGAACAUGAUGCAGCGGCAGAAGGUGUGGAGCGAGGUGAACCAGGCGGUGCUGGACUAUGAAAACAGGGAGUCGACGCCCAAACUGGCGAAACUCCUGAAGCUGCUGCUGUGGGCUCAGAACGAGCUGGACCAGAAGAAGGUGAAAUAUCCCAAAAUGACUGACCUGAGCACGGGCACCAUCGAGGACCCCAAGUGAACACGAGCCCCCCCCACGUCCCCUAAUUUAUGAUCAGUCAGUGACUGUGUGACAACCAGGUGACAUGUAUGUAGAAACAAAUGCUACGUUGGGUUUUUUUCAUGUUUCAUUCAUGAGAUAAAAAGUCAUUGUGCAAACUGUAAAUUGCUGUUUUUGCAAAUAGAAAUUGUUUUGUUCACUGAUCCUGAAUUGAAUAGAUCGGAGACGACAAAAUUCAAUAUGCUGUUUUAUAUUUAGUAGUAUUUAUUUUGACCCCAAGACUUUAUUUCAGAGGAAGAUGGUAUAUAUGAACAGCGUGAAUAUGAACAGCGUGAAUAUGAACAGCGUGAAUAUGAAUAUGAACAGCGUGAAUAUGAAUAUGAACAGCGUGAAUAUGAACAGCGUGAAUAUGAAUAUGAACAGCGUGAAUAUGAACAGCGUGAAUAUGAACAGUGUUUAUAUGAACAGUGUGUAUAUGAACAGUGUGAAUAUGAACAGUGUGUAUAUGAACAGUGUUUAUAUGAACAGUGUGAAUAUGAACAGUGUGAAUAUGAACAGUGUUUAUAUGAACAGUGUGUAUAUGAACAGUGUGUAUAUGAACAGCGUGUAUAUGAACAGUGUGAAUAUGAACAGCGUGUAUAUGAACAGUGUGAAUAUGAACAGUGUUUAUAUGAACAGUGUUUAUAUGAACAGUGUUUAUAUGAACAGUGAAUAUGAACAGCGUGUAUAU
Messenger RNA from Cottoperca gobio, 1805 nucleotides. Its product is annotated as glucose-induced degradation protein 8-B homolog. The record is from RefSeq and is a predicted model, not a curated record. NCBI's taxonomy places the organism in Eukaryota, Metazoa, Chordata, Actinopteri, Perciformes, Bovichtidae. Gene Ontology annotation, molecular function: protein binding. The coding region runs from base 380 to 1096 and encodes 238 amino acids. The transcript is spliced from 5 exons.